Phalaenopsis equestris is the source of this 2073-nucleotide messenger RNA. RefSeq lists its product as uncharacterized. Lineage: Eukaryota; Viridiplantae; Streptophyta; Magnoliopsida; Asparagales; Orchidaceae. Bases 13 to 2019 code for a protein of 668 amino acids. The transcript has 10 exons. The record is from RefSeq and is a predicted model, not a curated record.
CCAACUCCGAUCAUGUCAAAUAAUGACUCUUCUGCCUCCGAGCUCAUCAGCUCACCGAAAGAAAAUGCCGGUGACCAUUCCAUCUUCCCGGAGUCAUCGGCAUGGUCCUCUAGCUUCCUCGAUCGAUCCCAUCCCACGAGCCCAAGAAGGCUUCAGUCCUCUCCGAGAUCCAUCGCUUCCGGCGUUUUACGGAGCCAUUGGCUCCCUUCCUACCCAGUGAAUUUUCAGUACUGUGGUUUAGGUUCGAUUUUGAGUUCGCUGCUGAGCAGCUGUGAACGCUCGGAAAAGGGGAUAAGGAUGAGCCAGAGCCAAGGCGUGAAAAGGAGGAAGAGCAGUGGUUGGUGGGGGCGGCAGCUGAGAAGAAAUCAGUGGAUCGUGUUGUUGGUUGGGUUAGUGGGAUUUUUCUUUAUGGUGAACUGGUGGAUGUUUUUCAGGCUUCAGAACGAUCCUUCUGGUCGCCGGAAGAAUUCGGAUGUUAUCUUGAAUUCGACGUUGUCGGCUUUUCCGAGACAGCGGUUUACGGAAAGAAAAAAUAAAUAUGCAAAAGUUGGAAGAUUUCGUCCAAUAAUGUAUAACAGGCUUUUUGCAUUGGCUGCACACUCGCUAGCAGAUGCAGAGGGCAAGCCUGAACCUCGUGACUUGUGGAAGGAGACUGUUGUUCCCACUGUUUCCUGGAGACCCUGUGCUGAUCAAGGGAGUUGGAAACCUAGUGAGGCGACAAAUGGUUUUGUUCUAGUCAGUGCAAAUGGUGGGAUAAGCCAGCAAAGAGUGGCUAUUUGCAAUGCUGUUGCCAUUGCUAGGUUACUCAAUUCUACUCUUGUUAUUCCAAGGUUUCUGUAUAGCAAUGUCUGGCAAGAUACAAGCCAGUUUGGCGAUAUAUAUCAAGAGGAGUACUUUAUCAAUUACCUACAAGCUGAUAUUAAAAUUGUGAAGGAUCUACCAGUUGAAUUGCAGUCAUUAGACUUGGAGGCAAUAGGUAGUCUUAUCACUGAUGCAGAAAUCAUGAAAGAGGCAAAGCCAAGUUUUUAUGUAAAAAAGAUUUUGCCUAUCUUGCUUAAAAAUAGGUUGGUUCAUUUUACUGGAUUCGGGAAUCGCCUAGCUUUUGACCCCAUACCAUUUGAUUUGCAGCGCCUACGGUGCAGGUGCAACUUCCAUGCUCUGAGAUUUGUUGAUAAAAUACAAGAAACUGGUGCAUUGCUGGUUCAAAGAAUGCGUCGUCAUAUGAUAAACUGGAGCUUCUUGGAACAUAAUCUGCUUGGCCCAUCUGCUGCCAAAUCUAAUCAUAAUGCCAGUGCUCUCCAUCAUACCAAGGCAUCCAGAUACUUAGCUAUACAUCUUAGAUUUGAAAUUGACAUGGCCGCAUAUUCACUUUGCUAUUUUGGUGGCGGCAAAGAGGAAGAGGAAGAGCUAGAGGCAUAUCGAGAAGUCCAUUUUCCUGCAUUGAAUGAACUUAGAAAAACUAAGAAAAUGCCUUCUCCAGACUACUUGCGGUCUGAAGGUCAGUGUCCUCUCACGCCAGAAGAAUCAGUACUUAUGCUUGCUGCUCUUGGUUUUAAGCGUAAAACAAAGUUGUAUGUUGCUGGUGCUGAUAUUUAUGGCGGGAAGUCGAGAAUGGCCGCUCUGAAAAGCUUAUACCCUAAUUUGGAAACUAAGGAAAGCCUUCUUUCUCCCUCUGAACUCGAACCAUUCCGCAACUUUUCUUCUGAGUUAGCUGCCCUGGACUUCAUUGUAUGUUCUGCCGCUGAUGCAUUUGCCAUGACAGACUCUGGAAGCCAAUUAUCCUCCCUUGUUGCUGGCUAUCGCAUAUAUUAUGGGGGUGGCAAGCACCCCACCAUACGACCAAAUAAGCGCAGAUUAGUUACCAUUUUCGCGAAGAAUUCAACUAUAGAAUGGAAGCAAUUUGAGGUAAGAGUUAGGAAGACGGUGAAGCAGAGUAAGAAGGUUUACGAAAGGCCUGUAGCUAGAAGCAUAUACAGGCAUCCAAGAUGUUUGCAGUGUAUGUGUUCAGUGGAUGCAUAGCAUCUGUAUUUUGUUUCUUUUCUUAAAUCAAUUGCUUGAUAUUUGGGGGAUCUA